AUGGAGGAAUUUCAAUGCUCAUAUGACAGAGGAAAUGUUUUUAAUGAUUUUUUCAUGACAUGAGCUUAUUCUGUAGCAUCAUUUUAUAAGAAACACAAAGCCACUCCUUCUAAUCUUGUCUCAAUUCCCAAAAGACUUAGAUUUGACGAAGAUUUAGAAAAAUUAGAAAAUGAAUGAGAAAAAGAACUCAAAAAACAAAGACCUAGCUUCCUAAAAGCACUUAUAAAAGUUAUUGGCUGAGAUCUAAUCAAAUAUGCAGUGCCAGGGAUAGUUUCUUAUAAUUUAGGUCUUGUCCAAUCAGUAUUGGUGAUUUACUUAGUGAGAUAUUUAAGAGAUAACAACUCAAAAUGAUACGAUGGUGCUAGCUAUGUAAUUGCAUAUGCUGGUACAGCAUUGGUGACUUAUUAUUUAUUUUGUUUUUGCAGCUUUAAAAUUUACAUGCUGACAGUGAAGGUGAAAUCAAUUGUUCCAUGCUUAAUAUAUAAAAAAGUUUUAGGCUUCUCAAGCAGUCAAAUAUUGCAAGGAAACUCAAAAGGCAAGCUAGAAAAUGUGAUCGCUUCUGAACUAGAAUUUCUUGAAGGCGUCGUUGCAAUUGUCGCUCUGUUUUCUGUGCCUACACUUUUAAUAGGAGCUUUUUUCAUUUUGGGAUUCUAUAUUGGUGUAGCUGGAGUUAUAGGAUUAAUUAUAGUGCUUUUGCACUUUCCUAUAAUUUAUGCAUUGGGAAAAAUCAAUGGGAAAUUCAGGCUGAGAGUUGCUGUUCAUAGUGAUGCAAGAAUCAAGCUUAUUACAAACUUAAUUGAGGGGAUAAGAAUCAUAAAAUUGUAUGGGUGGGAAUACCCAUAUCUAGACUUAGUAUUUAAAAAGAGAGAAAUAGAAAUGAGGCAAGCUUUGAAAAGGGUCAAGUUUAACUCACUGAACCGAACGAUGGGAAAUGGAGGGCUUGGGCUUGUUUUGUUUAUAACUUUCGUAAUCUAUAUUUCUCUUGGCAAUACUCUGGAUCCAGGAGUUGUUUUUGCGACCGUCACGAUUUUGACUAUAACUCACAAUCUUAUAUUAUUUGUUGGCCAAAUUUCUAAUAUUGCUUGACACUUGAAAUUGUUUUCCACUUUAGGUGGGACCCUUUGUAUUUAUUGGCCUGAUACAAAAACGCCAAGAAGUUUUCGCAUGUCAAGCCCGAUAAGAAAUUAAAGCAGACAUAAUAUCAAAUCUAGGGGCACUUGGAGUUCUACUUUUAUUUUUAUUCUUUUCAUCAAUGAAAAGAAUUACAGAAACUCUUCUGAUAAAACAGCAGAAGACUUCAGCUCGCUCAUCGAAACCAAAAUUCUCAUUAAUGAUGAAAAAUUCCAUCUUUUCAUGGAACGAUCCUGAAGGAGGAAAUACUUCAUCAGACACAAAUAAGUCAUUUGAAGAAAGUCAAGCAGUUCUCAAUGAAAUUAAUUUCAAGCUAAAACCAGGAGAGCUUUUAAUUGUUAUUGGGCCUGUUGGAUGCGGAAAAAGCAGCCUAUUUAUGGGCAUUCUGCAGGAAAUAGGAUUAAUAAGUGGGGAAGUCAAAAUUAAUGGGCAGAUUGCCUAUUCAGGUGAGGAUCCUUGAAUAGUGUCAGGAAGUAUAAGAGAUAAUAUCUUAAUGGGACUUGAGUUCAAUGAAGCUUUCUAUCAAAAUGUUAUUAAAGCUUGUGCAUUGGAGCAAGAUAUUGAUAGUUUUGCAUAUGGGGAUUUAACUGUUGUAGGGGACCGAGGAAUCACUUUAAGUGGAGGUCAAAAAGCUCGUGUCAGCUUAGCUAGAGCACUCUAUACAAAUAGAGAUAUAUUGCUUCUAGAUGAUCCUCUAAGUGCUGUAGAUUCUGAGGUAAGCGAGCAUCUCUUCAAUAAAUGCAUAAAAGGAUUCCUUAAUAGCAAAAGAAAUAAAAUGGUGAUGUUGACGGAAAUUGAACUCCGAGAUGCUCCCCUGUGGAGUAGUCGGAUCCAUUCUGAUGAAGUGAAAACAGGACCUCUGCCCUUUUUUGAAGCAGGCCUUCAGGCUUGGGGGUGCCUUGCUGAAGAGGGAAGUUUUGUCUUUCCUCCGAAGGUUUUCCUGUCCUGCCAGAUGAGCUAGACAGGUUUUGUCUACACAUGAUUUUUCCUCAUCAUAGAGCCUACAGACAGUUCAAGUCGAAAUCCAAAAUGGCAUAAUUUUGGAGCCAAGAUGGGCGACAGCUAUUGGGCUUAAAAAUUUUUAUGGCGGGUAUAAUCGUUAAUUUAUUUAAUAGCAAAACUGUGAUUUUAGCGACUCAUCAAAUCCAUUAUAUUUCUGAAGCUGAUAAGAUUCUAGUUUUAGAUUCAGGAAAGCAACUAUUCUUUGGAACAUAUGAGGACUUAAAAACAAAAGAUAACAUUUCGCACAUUGUCGGAGAAUUGAUGCAUCAAUUCGAAAGCAAGGAAGAAGAAAGCAAUACUAAAAUAAUUGAAGAGGGUACAAAAAAACAAGUGACAGGUGAUAAAUUAUCAAUCCAAGAAGAAGAGAGAGCACAAGGGUCAGUUCCUCUUACUCCCUUAAAGAACUAACAAGAUAAAUUUAGCUCUCUCUGAGAGGUAGGAUACUUUUUUGGUUCAAUAUUAUAUAUAAAAAAAAUGUUUCUUUUAAAAAUCCAAUUCUAAUUAGUUUUUAAAUUUAUGUUUAUAUAUAAGAAGGAGCAUUACUUUAGCCCUAUCCUACAGUAGAAAAACCAAGUAAAACUCCCACAAAAUCAGAAAUCCCACAACUCCCCCAACAUCAGAAAUCCCACAACUCCCCAUCACCUAAGCUUCCACAACUCCUAGAGCCCAGAACUCCCAAAACCCCCAAGUUUAUAUAUAAGGCUUGCAAAAUUUAAACAAUUAGCAAGAGAUCACUUUAUAGAAUUAUUAAUUAUAUAAUCAGAGCCUCCUUUUGGCUCGGGACUAAAUAUAAAAUAUUUUGCAUAAUUUAGCAUAUAUUAGAAAAGCUUUUGUGCUAGCUCUCAAAUAGGGGCUAAUUGUUCCAAUAAUAGAACUUUUUCAAUUGCUUGCCCUUAAGAGGAAGUUAAGAUCUAUUAUAGAUUCUUAAUGUUUGGAUUUAACUCUAUUGCAGCCUUUCCAUUUAUGCUUGCUCUAUUGGUUGGUGCACAAGUAGUUUAUAUUGCAAUUUUAUGGUGACUUGCUAUAUGGGCAAGACAAAAUAGCAAUGACCAAAGUAAUUCAUAUUUUAUUUGGGGUUUUGCCAUUAUUGUUGGGAUGAAUUAUUUGUUGUCUUAUAGUAGAGCUUAUAUUCUCAACUAUAGAAUGCUAUGUGGAGCAAAAAAGCUACACAAUCAAGCAUUAAAAGGAAUGACAAUGACUCAAAUUACCUUUUUUGAUAAAAAUCCUACUGGAAGAAUGAUAAAUAGAUUCUCAAAAGAUACCUUCUUAAUGGAUGAAGUGCUUAUGACAUUUUUCUACGAAUUUAUCAACUUAUCGUUUGCCCUUUUAGGAAAUGUGAUAGUCUUGGCAAUCGUUGCUCCUCCAAAUAUAGCAGUCAUUGGAGCCUUCUUUAUAUAUGUCUUUUUACUUAUUAGAAAUCUAGCGCCAAUUACUAAAUCCGCCUCUCUGCAAGUGAGAGAGUAUUACUGAAAAUCAAAUUUUUAGACAAGUUCUAUGAGCAGAGAAAAUCCCUUUUCUCAUAUAAUAUUUUGAUAAUCAAAUAACAAUAAUUAUAAUAUUGUUUUAAAACCUUCAGCUAUUUUCUGCUGAAGAGUUAUAUUAUAAAACUUAAAAUUAAAAUUAGCAAUUUUAACUAUUACAAUUGUAAUUUUUCAAAUAGAUAUAAAAGUCUGAAUUGUGAGCAAUAAAAAAAUGUUUUGCUUGCUGGCUUAAAAGGAGUAAAGACUUAAAAAGGAUUGAAUUGACUUCAAAAAGCCCUGUUUUAUCCUUAUGCAACGCUACUGUGAAUGGAAUAGUUACAAUAAGGUCACUAGAUCUUCAAGAAAAAUGCAUCCAGGACAUGAAGAAUGCUGUCACUGCAAGUCUUAGAGCAAUGUUUACUUAUCAAAUGAUUCUGAGGUUCUAUCAGAGUUAUACUGAUCUCGGAUCAGUUUUUGUGAACAUAUUAAAUGUUAUGAUCUUAGUUUUAUAUAAAGACAAUAUCAAUGAAAGUUUGGCCGCUAUGAGCAUUUCGCUCACGAUUUCUGUUUCAAACUUAGUCACUUACUGGGCAAAAACAGUUGUAGAAACAGAAAAUCAAAUGGCGUCACCGCAAAGACUCAUAGAAUAUGCAGAUAUUCCUGAAGAAGGGGUCUUUAAAACUGAAGUCCCAUUUAUAAUUGGCAAAGGGAGGAUCGAAAUAAAGGAGCUUUCAAUGAGAUAUAGAGACAAUUACCCAUAUGCUUUGCAAAAUCUCUCGUUCUCUAUAGAACCUGGGCAAAAAGUUGGCAUUGUUGGAAGAACAGGAGCUGGCAAAUCUUCUAUCAUGCAAGUAUUAUUUCGGCUAAUUGAUCCUACUUCUGGUACUAUUCUUAUUGAUGGGCAAGAUUAUAAAACUGUUGGCUUGCAUCAGCUGAGAAAGCAGAUGUCAGUUAUUCCUCAAUCGCCUACUAUAUUUUUGGCAAGUUUCAGAGAUAAUCUUGAUCCAUUCCAUGAGCACUCAGAAGAUGAAAUCUUAAUUGCAUUAAAACAAACGAGACUUACUGAACUAGUCAAUUCUUAUCCUGAAGGAAUAAACACAAUUUUAGCAGGAGAAGGCGGAAAUCUCUCUGCAGGUCAAAAGCAGUUGGUGUGUUUGGCAAGAGCUCUUAUUCGGAAAAAUAAAAUUGUCAUGAUGGAUGAAGCAACUGCAAAUAUAGACCCAGAAACAGAUAGGUUUAUUCAAAAGAAGAUCAGGAAAAUGUUUAGGGAAACUACAAUGCUUAUAGUUGCUCAUAGACUGAGGACAAUCAUAGAUGCUGAUAAGAUUAUUGUCAUGAAGAAGGGGACUUGCAAGGAGAUAGGCACGCCCAGUGAAUUAAAAAGUAGAGAAAUGUCUUUGUUCAGAAAAAUGAUUAUGUCUACAGGGCCACAGGAAUCUCAGUAUCUGCUCAAUUUUCCUUAUCAAAAAAGCAAAGUUUCGCACUCUAAUUAA
Blepharisma stoltei is the source of this 5086-nucleotide messenger RNA. NCBI's taxonomy places the organism in Eukaryota, Ciliophora, Heterotrichea, Heterotrichida, Blepharismidae. The record is from the annotation of a GenBank genome assembly.